Sitophilus oryzae (rice weevil) is the source of this 5571-nucleotide messenger RNA. RefSeq names its product phosphoribosylformylglycinamidine synthase. Gene Ontology annotation, molecular function: phosphoribosylformylglycinamidine synthase activity. Gene Ontology annotation, biological process: 'de novo' IMP biosynthetic process. The coding region runs from base 291 to 4262 and encodes 1323 amino acids. The transcript is spliced from 16 exons. Lineage: Eukaryota; Metazoa; Arthropoda; Insecta; Coleoptera; Curculionidae. The record is from RefSeq and is a predicted model, not a curated record.
GUUUUUGUUUAAUUUUGCUAAUAUUGUCACACAAAAAUUAAAAUCUUAUUUCGUAUUAAAGCGAUGUCAUUAGAAGUUACCUAAUAUUCGUUUGUGAACGUUUAUUUUUCAUUUAACGAAGAAAAUGUUUGGUAACGUCGCGUUUUGAUAACCUUUUCUAAAUUUUUGACUCUAAAAUUUCGUUAUCUAUAAAAUUAAUUACUUGCGUUAUAUAGCGUAUAAUAACGAUGUUUUACUUAAUUCUGUGUGUAAAGUGAGUGCGUGAUACUGGAAUUGAAAAUUAUCCAACUAUGGUGGUUGAAAAUUCUAUUAUAAGAUUUUAUAAAACACCGGGGUUUACGCCCGCAAAACGAAACGAACUGUUACUAAAACUUCAAGAGAUAUGCAACUUGGUGGAAGAUAUAAAAACUGAGCUUUGUUAUCACGUAGAAAUUACGAGAAAAUUGACACUGGAAGAACUGAAAACUCUUCAAUGGGUGUUACGAGAUCCUUUACAUCCUGAAUGGUUAUCAGAGAAAUCUAGCAUUAAAGUCGUUGGAAAUCAAGUUCUGAUUGAAGUUGGACCAAGAUUUAAUUUUUCCACAGCUAAGUCCACUAAUGCUGUUUCAAUUUGUAAAAAUUUAGGUUUAACUCAAGUUUAUCGUCUUGAGGUUUCUCGCAGAUAUCUCCUGAUUAUAAAAUCUGGUAAUAAGAUAUCUCAGGAUAUUGAAAGAAAACUGGCUAGUAUAUUGUACGACCGUAUGACAGAAUGUCGUUAUACCUCUGAAAACAUUCCAAAAAAUAGUUUUAAUGAAAAAUUAACAAAAAAGGAAAAUAUAAGAGAGAUUGAUGUGCUCAAAAAAGGCGCUGAGGCUUUAAAAGAAAUCGAUCAAGAAUUAGGAUUGGCCUUUGAUGAGGCCGAUUUAGUCUACUAUACAAAUUUAUUUAAAAAUAUUUUGAAAAGAAACCCCACAAAUAUUGAAUGUUUUGAUUUAGCUCAGUCUAAUAGCGAGCACAGCAGGCAUUGGUUUUUUAAAGGUAAACUGAUUGUAGAUGGUGAAGAACAUGAAGAGUCUCUAAUUGAUCUGAUAAUUAAUACACAGAAAAAUUCAAAUCCAAAUAAUGUAAUCAAAUUUAGUGAUAACAGUAGCGCAAUAAGAGGAUACAUCCAUCGGAGUCUGAGACCUGCCUCAGCAGGAUCGGUAAGCGAACUGAGACAGGUACCGUCCGAAUCCCACUUGAUCUUCACUGCAGAAACUCACAAUUUUCCCACUGGUGUGGCACCAUUCAGUGGGGCUACCACCGGCACUGGUGGUCGAAUAAGAGAUGUACAGAGCGUGGGAAGAGGAGGGUACUGCAUCGCUGGUACUGCCGGAUACUCUGUUGGAAACCUUCUGAUUCCCGAAUAUCCACUCCCCUGGGAAGACGAAAACUUCCAGUACCCGUCUAAUUUCGCUCCACCACUAGAAAUUCUUGUUGAGGCUAGUAAUGGUGCCUCUGAUUAUGGCAAUAAGUUCGGGGAACCCCUUAUUUCUGGAUUCGUAAGAUCCUUUGGUUUAGAAGAUAGUAAUGGAAGAAGGGAGUGGAUCAAGCCCAUUAUGUUUAGCGGAGGUAUCGGUAGUAUGGAGGCCGAUAUGACCGAGAAACUAUCACCGGAAGUCGAUCAUCAAAUUGUCAAAAUAGGAGGACCUGUGUAUAGAAUUGGAGUGGGAGGUGGGGCAGCCAGUUCAGUUGAAGUUCAAGGCGACAACAAGGAAGAGUUAGACUUUAACGCUGUUCAAAGAGGUGAUCCCGAAAUGGAAAACAAACUGAAUCGCGUCGUCAGGGCGUGCCUGGAGCUCGGCAAAAAGAACCCCAUCAUCAGUAUUCACGACCAAGGUGCCGGCGGGAACGGGAACGUCUUAAAGGAACUGGUUGAACCAUCCGGUGGUAUAAUUUAUGCCAACAGAUUCGAACUAGGAGAUCCGACUAUCAAUACUCUGGAACUAUGGGGCGCAGAGUAUCAAGAAAACAACGCUAUGCUUUGUAAAAAGGAUGAUUUGCUACUUCUGAAGGUGAUUUGUGAAAGAGAACGGUGUCCAAUCAACGUGGUCGGUGAAGUAACUGGAACGGGUUCGGUGGUACUGGCCUUAGACGAAACCAAAUCAGCCACACCAUUCAAUCUGAAGCUAGAUCACGUUUUGGGCAAAAUGCCUAGGAAAGUAUAUCAUUUGGAACGUAAAAAACCUACUUUAACACCUCUGGUAUUACCUGGAACCAUUUCAAUUUUCAAAUGUUUAGAAAAAGUACUCAGACUGCCAUCCGUUUCUAGCAAGAGAUACUUGACUAACAAAGUGGAUAGAUGCGUAACGGGAUUAAUAGCGCAACAGCAAUGUGUAGGUCCUCUUCACACUCCACUUGCCGACGUGGCCGUCACUGCCGUUUCUCAUUUUGGUUAUGAAGGUAUCGCCUCGUCCAUAGGAGAGCAACCAGUCAAGGGUUUAGUAAAUGUUGAAGCUGGAGCAAGAAUGUCUGUGGUAGAAGCUUUAAGCAACUUGGUAUUUGCGGGUAUUACCGAACUUAGAGACGUCAAAUGCAGCGGUAACUGGAUGUGGGCAGCUAAACUACCAGGAGAGGGUGCUGCGAUGUUCGAUGCAUGCAAGUCGAUGUGCGAUUUAAUGUCUCAACUAGGUAUCGCAAUUGAUGGCGGUAAAGACUCCUUAAGUAUGGCAGCUAGAGUAGGCAAAGAAACCGUAAAGGCUCCAGGAACUUUGGUGGUUUCGACAUACGCUCCAUGCCCAGAUAUUCGAAAAGUCGUUACUCCAGAUUUUAAAGCACCAUCGUUAGGUAAGCAGGGAGUGUUGCUCUUUGUAGAUCUGUCUCACGAUGCCAAUAGGUUAGGAGGAUCUGCGUUAGCUCAAGUUUUCAAACAACUAGGAAACGAUUGUCCUGACUUACAUUGCGCCAAAGAUCUUAAAAAUGCGUUUGCAGCCACACAGGAACUUAUUAAAGAUGGCGCAGUCUUGGCCGGACACGAUGUCAGCGAUGGUGGAUUGAUUGUGUGCCUAUUGGAAAUGUGUUUUGCUGGCCUUUCCGGAAUGGACGUGAACAUCAAACACAGACAAGGCAAAGCCAUUCCUAUUCUGUUCUCUGAAGAAGUCGGAUGGGUGCUGGAAGUUCUCGAUAAAGAUGUCGCCCAUUGUUUAUCAGUCUUCCAGGGUUACAAUGUUCCAGUAUUCGACAUCGGUCACAGCGUAGGUUACGGAAUAAAAUCUCAGAUAGUGGUCACUGUAAAUAACGCCUCGCUCGAAAGUACAGUAUUUCCUUUAAUGAGAAAGUGGGAGGAGACCAGUUACAAACUGGAACUCAGACAAACAAUCAAAGAAUGCGCGGAUUCCGAGUUUUCAUCUUUGAUUAGCAGGACUGGACCGAAAUACAUUUUGACCUUUGAUCCAGAUGACGACAAUAUCUUGAAAGAAGAGAAAAUACCUGUUGCGGUUAUAAGAGAAGAAGGUAUAAAUAGUGAUAGGGAAAUGGCUGCGGCUUUGGUUAGAGUUGGUUUCAAAGUAUGGGACGUCACUAUGCAGGAUCUUUUAACUGGAAAGGUUACUUUGGAUCGUUUCAGAGGCGUCAUAUUCCCUGGUGGCUUUAGUUAUGCCGAUGUGCUGGGAUCGGGUAAGGGUUGGGCAGCUAGCAUCCUCUUCCACGACACAGUCAAACAGCAAUUCGCGAGGUUUUUUAACCGACCCGAUACCUUCAGCUUGGGCGUCUGUAACGGAUGUCAAUUGAUGGCCCUAAUUGGCUGGGUCGGUACACCACUCUCUGAUACUUAUUCUAAACCCGAUAUUACCCUAGAACACAAUAAGUCAGAGAGGUUCGAAUGUAGAUGGAGCACAGUAAGAAUAGAAAAAUCGAAAGCUAUUAUGUUUAAAGAUAUGGAGGGUUCUGUAUUAGGAGUCUGGGUAGCUCAUGGCGAAGGUCGUUUUGGAUUUAAAGAUAAUACAAUCUACAGGAAGUUGGUGAAGGAUGGUUGUACGCCUCUAAGAUACGUGGACGAUAACAGUAAACCAACCGAAGUGUAUCCUCUGAAUCCAAAUGGAAGCGUGGAAGGACUUGCUGGCGUAUGCUCAUCUAACGGAAGACAUCUGGCAGUCAUGCCUCAUCCAGAAAGAUGCGCCCAGCCCUUCCAAUGGCCCUACAUGCCCAGGGAAUGGAUCCACCACCAGAAAAGUCCUUGGGAACGAAUGUUUAAGAACGCAUUUGACUGGUGCACGUCGAACAAGUUCGAUACCGUCUAUUAUUAAAUACGUAUUUUACUGAGCAGGAAUCAAUCAAAAUAGAACUCGUAAUGAAGUGCCUUACAAAUCAUUCCUUUGUUAUUUUUUAUUCAAACUAAGGUGGAUAUUUAUGCGUCCGAUAUCUGACGAUGGGAUAUUAAUUUUAUUGCUUGAAUUUAAAGAGUUUGGUUAGAAUAUUCUUUAGUUUGUAAAUUUAUUACAUUCCCACAUGCCUGAUUGGUCAAAAUUAUUUAACUAUGACAAUUCUUAAUACAAUUCCAAUUUGUCAUUUAUUGUUUUCAUUCCCAUAAAGGUACAUUCAGGCUGAGAACGUCGAGCGUCGCGUCGCGUUUGCGUCGCGUCCGCGUGUCGGUAAAUGGAAUCAAUUCACUUAACUUAAAUUAGACCGUUCAGGCAGACAGCGUCGCGUUUGGCGUUGCGCUAGCGUCCGCUGAGCGUCGGGGUUCGAGUUCAAUGGGGCGGACCUGAAUGUACCUUAACGGUUUUCGUGAGUUUUACUUAUGUCAUUAUUAUUUGUUUUUACUUCUCUUUAAGCUUCAUUCAAAACCUCGCAAUUAAUGGAAUAAAUUAGUGAUUUCAACUACACUUUAUAGUUUACUAUCAUUCACAAUGUUUAAAAAACACAAUUAAAAUUAAUAGAAUAUCCUAGCAACAGCUUACGGUGGUCAGUUAUAUCCAUAGAUAAAACCUAAUAUUUAGCUUAUAAAACAAUAAACUUUUGAUUUAUAACCACAAUUUCACUUGACGGAUGAUAAUCAAAGGCUAAAAUGACAUUCCUCGCCAAUUUUUAAGUAUAAUUAGUGAAAAUGUUAAAAGUUUUUUAACUUUUGCUACUAAUUGAAAAUUACUACUACUAAUUUGGUCGUGGUGAAUGCUUAAAUCGAGAUUAUAUGAACAAACUUCUCCGCUAACUGAAACCACUAAUUUAUUCCACUAAUUUCGAGGUUCUGAAUGAAGCUUUAAAGUGACAUUAACUCGAAAGAGAGUAACCACUUCCUGAUAGCAAUAAUAUCCCAAUUUGUCAACAAAAAGUAAGGUUAGAUUAGACCUUUACUUGACAACUGUAGUUGUCAAAACAUCUGUUAUCAUACGAAAAGUUAAAAUUAUUUUAACUUUCUCCUUUGACGAACAGGGGUUAAAAAAAUUCAAAAGAAUGGCGCGAAAACACUAUGACCAAUCAGAGCAACCUCGGAUGAUCGUAGCAACGGAUGACGGAUGUAUCAAAAUCCGCCUUUAAAUGUUAUAAUUUCAGAUAAUUUAUAUUAUACACUUAAGUACUAUUUUUGUAUAUUGUUAAAAUAUACUUUUUACAAUU